Messenger RNA from Trichechus manatus latirostris (Florida manatee), 7912 nucleotides. RefSeq names its product TNF receptor associated factor 6 (gene TRAF6). The transcript has 7 exons. Gene Ontology annotation, molecular function: tumor necrosis factor receptor binding; ubiquitin protein ligase activity; zinc ion binding. Gene Ontology annotation, biological process: regulation of apoptotic process; protein K63-linked ubiquitination; regulation of canonical NF-kappaB signal transduction. The record is from RefSeq and is a predicted model, not a curated record. The coding region runs from base 4424 to 6049 and encodes 541 amino acids. Lineage: Eukaryota; Metazoa; Chordata; Mammalia; Sirenia; Trichechidae.
CUCGGUAGUUGUAGCGAGUGUUCCAGACGUCGGGUUGAUAAAGCUGUUCCUAGUAUUUGGCUCUAGAGGAACUCCAGCUGAGAGGACCGUCUUGAAUGUGAACAGAAAGCACCUAAAGUAUUAGUAGCUUGGAGGAAUAUUAAUUUUGCAUGUUUCUUUUCUGGGGAAAGCAGAUAGCUAAAUGUCCCACUACAUAGGUAUGGAAAUGAGAGAAACUUGUAAGGAAAUGCCAAGUGCCGGCCUUGUGAACCUGGCCACAUUAAAUUCAUUCUCUUGUGAUUACUAGAGAAGAUAGAAGAGGCCUUUCUGAUUUUCAGUUGGGGCAGGAGAGUAAGGACAGUGGCCUCUUGUGACUCAAGGAAGAAAUAUGUUUCAUGCACUUGUUGCUCAUGUGAUGGGCACAGGGAUCACAUCACACUUUCAACCCACAAGCACUGUAUACAUCACAAUAUUUCAAAAUUGUAAAUUGAGGUGUUUUCUGUGAUAAGUUUAAAUAUGUGAUGCUGAUAAAAUUUUGGCCUCUUGGAUCGCUUUGAAAGAACUUCCAAUCCUUGCCUCCUGAAGGAGAUCAAAUAGUGUCUAGGAAGGGGAAUGCUGGAAUUCCUUGGAUUCAAAAUUUAAAAAAAAACCUUUGCCAGUUGAGUCGAUUCCAAAUCAUAGCGACCCAAUAGGACGGAGUAGAACUGCCUCAUAUGGUUUCCAAAGAGCAGCCAGCAGAUUCGAACUGCUGACCUUUUGUUAGCAGCUGAGCUCUUAACCACUACACCACCAGGGCUCAGGGUUCAAAAUUAAGGCACCACAAUUAAAUAUUCUGUUUGUACACGUUUGCAAGUCUUUGCAUGUUAGGAAUAAAAUUUAAGGAAUUGGUAAAUAGUUGCUGUUUCUAAAGCUAGUGGCAAAUUAAAGGUAAUUUCUAGCAUUUUGUUUUACAUAGUUUUGUUGUAUAUGUGUUUAGCCAUGUGUGAGUUUUAGUUAACUUAAAAUUGACUAUUUCAAGAUCUAACUUGUAGAUUUCUUUAGCUUGACACAUUUGUUAUGUUAACACCUGCUGAUGUUUUUUGCAUUGUCUUACUCUUCCCAUUCCUGCAAAAUCUUACAGCACACUCUUUAGAUUAUACCCAGAUACUAAUGGGUGAAUUUAAGCCAUGAUUUUUGACAAGGCUAUUUUUGACACUCAUUCAUUUUGCCGUCAAAAUAAGUUGGCACUUGUUAUAUCCCACAAUAUGUAAUUAAGGCAGUGCUUGCCAUACUAGAUUCACAGUUAAACACAAGAGGAAUUGCAAUCAAGAAGUUCCUAGUCUACAAGGUAAGGAAACAUCUAAAAUUUGUUUCAUUCCUUCUAUUAAUACAUGUAGAGAGGCACAUAAAAUCAGUGUUAGAGUAGAAUGAGGACCUUAACAAACCUUCAUUUUAAAGGUAAGAAAGCAUAUUCUCAUUUAUUUUAUCUUGUGUGAAGUCAGUUACAGUGUAAGUCUCCUUUUGUAGCAUGUCAUGAAGUCAUCAUGUGGCGCAGUAAGACAUUCAAAAGAAUCCUGACAGAGUCUUAAUUUCUGCAUGGAUGCCAGAUGAUCUUCUACUCACUUGUAUAGCUGAUGCAAUAGCUCUUCAUUGUACUUAAUUAGGAAAGCAGCCUUCACUUAAAGACUAAAAGUAAGGUAAAAAAAUGUUUCAACUUGCCAAAGAAAGUAAACAUAAAAAAAAAAAAAAAAUACUGAAUGGCACUCAAAAUACUGUUUUUAGCUUAAUUUUCUCUUUGCAGUAGAUUCAUACUGUACACUUAGAAGGUGACUGUAUGGCAGUUUAUUUUAAGGAUAUAGAACUUCUGCAUUUUUUCUUAAAAUAUGACAGUAAUAUGGAAAUUAAAGGCAUCUUGAUUUUUAAGUGCACUCAUUUUUAUGUUUUUAAACUGUGUACCUACAAUGGAAUUCCUUUUAAGGAAUUGUAACUGAUUAGACAAGUUUUCUUAGGAACACAUUUGCUAUAAAGUAUAAACGGUCUCUUUGCCUCUGAAAACCUUCAAGUCUUUUGAACUGGACUGGAAGAGGGCAGCUAUAGAAUAUCCAGUAAGUUGAAUUUUAAAACGACCAUUUGGACAGAAAAAGUAGACUUAGCUCAGUAACUUUUGCUUUUGUCUUCUAGCUAGCACUUUGAUAUAUGCUGUACAGAGAAAUAACUUAAAUACUAAUUUCUCAAAAGCAAGUUCACUUAAAUAAAAUGGUCAAAGAUUUAAAAGAAAAUAUACCUGGUGGUGUACAAAGUGGGCCUUCUUAUCUACGCUGUGCUUGUGAGAGUGGGCAUGAGAAAGCCUGUGAUACAUACUGGAAAAAACCAGCAUUACCUUUCAAAAACCUUAAAAAAUUACAUACCCUUUGACUCACCGGUUACACUUCUAGGAAAUUUACCUAAAGAAGUAAUUGGACACAAAUGUAUAUGCCAAGAAAAAUAACAAAGGGUAUAACCCCUAGUGUACCGUCUGUCCUCAGUCUAAGGGUACAGUGGGAGCCUUAGAACCCACCCUGAGGAGCAGCUGUAAUGAGUGCUUCUGCUCUUGGCCUGCUAUCUUGCUAUAACCUUCCUUCCUCUUGCCUGUAAUGAGCCAUCCCUUGGAGUCCACAUUAGCAAUAACAAGGCUUUGGGAGCUAAUUUAAACAUUUUAAAAAUGCUGUAUCGACACUAAAUAAAUAAAACAAAAUGCCAAGUUUCUUUGCUGAUUCUUUGGAAUUCUACCAUCCCAGCAUAGUAACGCCGAACAACUCAUGUUUAAUAGAAACUGUGGUCAGCAGCUUCAUCUAGUAUAAUAAAAAUAAAAGGAAAUAAAAUUUAAAUGCAGCUAAAUAGACAAAUCCGUCAAAACACAGAGACAAAAAUAGCAUGGUACAAGGUGCACAGGCUCCAGGGUCAGGUAGACUGGAGUUCUGAUCCCGGUUCUGUUACUUAUUAGUUGGGUAAUCCUGGUUACAUAACCUUUCUACACUCCAUAGUUUCUACUUUCGUAAAAUGGGGACAAUAAAACUAUUAAAUGAAAUAAUACAUCAGACUGCAUGUAAUAAUAACUCUAAUGCCAGGCACAGUUCUAAGUUCUUUAUACAUAUUAAGACAUUUAAUCCUUUCAGUAGCUUUGAGGUGGAUUCUAUUGUUAUCCCCAUUUUACAGAUGAGGAAAGUAAAGCACAGAAAGGUUAUCUAACUUGCCCAGGUCACACAGCAAGUGAUGGAGAAAGGAGUCAAAUCCACAUCAUCUGAUUCCAGGAUCACUUCAUAGUACAGCCUCUCUCAGUAAAUGGUACUCAGAUAAAAUCUUUUGGGGGAGAAUUAAAAGAUAUCUGUAGUGGUAAAAAGAUGAGGACUACUGUCUUAACCCUCUAUUUAACAAGUUGGCAGCAACGCCUUUUAUAUUAAAAGAAACAGGCAGGGGAAUUAAUAGUCUACCAUAUUCACUGGGGAGCUUACAUUCUAUUUUUAGAACUGAAUGUGGCACAUAUUAGGAAUUUCUGAAUUGCAUUCAGACAUUAACUUCCCACUUGUAAAUACCAUAACGGUUUAGAAUUUGAAGGCAUCCCCCCUACCGAUGAAAGCAGUUGUUUUCCAUAGGCAAACGAAACCUUGCUUGUUUUUCCAGUUGUUAAUAAUGAAACAGAGUCACUUGACUGUAGUGAAGGGCAGAAGGAUAUAAAAAUAUACUUUUUAAACUCCAUUCUUUCCACAUAAUAAAAAUCCCCACCUUAAGUAUUUGGAAGUACAUACAGAAUUACAGAUCAAGAAGAAGAAACAGGAAGAAACUUGCCCCAAAUCACACAUUUGAUAGUGGUACAUGAUCACCUGACUCCUGGUCCACUGCUCUUUCCAGCACUGCCCUUCUUGUACUAUUUUCUUCAGCUCAGAACGCUUGAAGGAACUCCAGCAACAUGAUUGAGUUCUUCAGCCAGUGCUUAAUGAACACCUGUUAUGUGAAAGGGAGUCCCUGGGUAGUGCGAACAGUUAACGUGCUUUUUGCUAACCAAAAGGUUGGAGGUUCAUUUACACCCAGCGGCACCUCAGAAGAAAGGCCUGGCAAUCUCCUUCCGAAAAAUCAGCCAUUGAAAACCCUACAGAACACACUUCUACUCUGACACGCAUAAAGUUGCCAUGAGUUGGAACAGACUCAGCAACAACUGGUGGUAUUAUGUGAAAGAUCUUGUGUUGGGUACUAAGAGUAUGAAAAUGAAAAUUAAGUUCCUGACUUCAUUCACAGGAAACUGACAUUUAAACACAUAAUUAUGAUAUAGAUGAAUAUUAUAAUCAAAGUACUUUUCUUAACCUUAUAUUCUGUCUUUCUACUAGACCAUAAACUCCUUAAGGGACCCAGGCUUCUUUGUGUGUUCCAGGUGCUUUGCACAGAGGAUGGUAUAUAUUAUAAAUUAUUGAAGAGCAGUUGGUAAGUUACUAUGAGUGUGCUAAACUGUGAAAACAGCUGUGGAUCCAGCCAGCCCGACAGUGACUGUUGUGCUGCCAUGGCCAGCUCCUGUAGCGUUGCAGCCAAAGAUGACAGUGUGAGUGGGACCACCAGCACCGGGAACCUCUCCAGUUCCUUUAUGGAAGAGAUCCAGGGGUAUGAUGUGGAGUUUGACCCACCCCUGGAAAGCAAGUACGAAUGCCCUAUCUGCUUGAUGGCAUUACGGGAAGCAGUGCAAACACCAUGUGGCCAUAGAUUCUGCAAAGCCUGCAUCACCAAAUCAAUAAGGGAUGCUGGUCACAAAUGUCCAGUCGACAAUGAAAUACUGCUGGAAAAUCAACUAUUUCCUGAUAAUUUUGCAAAACGAGAGAUUCUUUCUCUGAGGGUGAAGUGUCCAAAUGCAGGUUGUUUGCACAAGAUGGAACUGAGGCAUCUAGAGGAUCAUCAAGCACAUUGUGAGUUUGCUCUUAUGGAUUGUCCCCAAUGCCAGCGUCCCUUCCAAAAAUGCCAUCUUAAUAUUCACAUUCUCACGGAGUGUCCAAGGAGACAGGUUUCUUGUGUGAACUGUGCUAUAUUAAUGGCAUUUGAAGAUAAAGAGAUCCAUGACCAGAACUGUCCUUUGGCAAAUGUCAUCUGUGAAUACUGCAAUACCGUGCUCAUCAGAGAACAGAUGCCUAAUCAUUAUGAUCUGGACUGUCCUACGGCCCCAAUUCCAUGUGCAUUCAGUACUUUUGGUUGCCUUGAAAAGAUGCAGAGGAAUCACUUGGCACGCCACCUGCAAGAGAAUACCCAGUCACACAUGAGAAUGUUGGCCCAGGCUGUUCAGAAUUUAAGCCUUGCUUUAACUCCCGUGCCUCAUUGUGAUAUACUUCCAUAUGAUUCUGCCCCUCUGUCCCAAGUGUCUUCUGGGUGUCACCCAGAGGUCCAGAAUUUCCAAGAAACCAUUCAACAGUUAGAGGGUCGCCUUGUAAGACAAGACCAUCAAAUCCGGGAACUGACUGCUAAAAUGGAGACUCAGAGCAUGUAUGUCGGUGAGCUCAAACGAACUAUUCGAACGCUUGAGGACAGAAUUGCGGAAAUGGAAGCACAGGAGUGCAAUGGGAUUUACAUCUGGAAGAUUGGCAAUUUUGGGAUGCACUUGAAAUGCCAAGAAGAGGAGAAACCUGUUGUCAUUCAUAGCCCCGGAUUCUACACUGGCAGACCCGGCUACAAAUUGUGCAUGCGCCUGCACCUUCAGCUGCCAAGUGCUCAGCGCUGUGCAAACUAUAUUUCCCUCUUUGUCCACACAAUGCAAGGAGAGUAUGACAGCCACCUGCCUUGGCCCUUCCAGGGCACAAUACGCCUUACAAUUCUAGAUCAGUCCGAAACACCCAUAAGGCAAAACCAUGAAGAGAUCAUGGAUGCCAAACCAGAGCUGCUUGCCUUCCAGCGACCUACAAUCCCACGGAACCCAAAGGGGUUUGGUUAUGUAACUUUUAUGCACUUAGAAGCCCUAAGACAAAGAACCUUCAUUAAGGAUGAUACGUUACUAGUGCGCUGUGAGGUCUGUACCCGCUUUGACAUGGGUAGCCUUCGGAGGGAGGGCUUUCAGCCACGAAGUACUGAUGCAGGGGUAUAGCAUCCCCUCAUUUGCUUAAAAAAGACUGGAGAAAGCAGUGCCUGUCCUUGCCCUGUUCUCAAUGAUAAGGCACAAACAAAAAUAGAGUGGGAAAGAUGUAAUAUCCAUCCGUGAAUGUUUUUAGAGAGGUCACCACUUCCUCUUACAAAUCUCUGAAAAGUUUUUUCUUGGGAAUCUGAAUGAUCUGUGGUUUUCAGAAAUGUACCUGAAGUGCCUCUGGCAUGUUGCAGCUAUUUUGUGAACUAGUAUACCUCUUUGUUGUACCUUCGUGGGCUUUUGGUCCAUUGUGUUUUAUUGUCAAAAAGCCCAGAGUCGGAGUAUUAAAGCUUAAACCUCCCUCCUCCUAAAAUAAUAAGGACUUUCUUAAAACUUCAGUCUUAUUUUUAUAGUAUCGUAUGUAAUAUAUUAAACUUGAGAAUCACUACCACCUUAUGCUGGUGCCAGAAAUAAGGGUUAUUACUAUUGAGUUCUCAUUUUAUUUGACCACCUGUAGAUUUCAAAGGAUUUGAGCGAUAAUCGGAAAGCUUAAGUUCUCAUCACCCUCUGUUUUCCCCACGGUGUUAUUAAGGAUAUUCAGGGAUUAGUUUAAAUCCUAAGUAUAAUCUUAUUUAGUGUGAACAUGUUGUCUUUUGAACAGUACUAUUUAAGUGUUUCAUUCUGCCUUAUGUAUUUCCUUGAGGCCAUGAAGUAGCACCUUCUCCAGAGUUUAUAAUGCUGAGAACCUUGUGGAUACCAGCUGCUCGUUGCUGUGCCUGUAUCCCUUUUUGUCUACUCAUUGUAGACUGAGUUCUGCUGUCCUGCAUGUUUUCUGUCACUGAAUGCUUAUAUGACAAGGAGAAACACACAGUCACCAACAUAAAAAGCAGUCAACCAAUGUGGCAUCUCAGUCGUGACAGAAGCUAUAUGAGGCAGAAAUUUUCAGCCCUUUUCAACACCCUCUGAUUUAAUUCAAUUAAAUGGAACAAAAUUGAUUUCCUAAGAACAGAAUUUAAUACUUGGGAAGUCAUUGGAGGUACCUGAGAGGUCACCAAAGAAAGAUUGGAAGUCACAGUGACUAUAUCACGACUUAGGUUGAGUAGGUUGCUUUGGUUCAGCAAUUUGCAGCAGGCACUGAGGUCCUGUGGAAUGUGUUGAAGUGGCUGAAUGUUCCUAACAGAAAGAGAUGGCUUUUGUGCCAUUUGUGUAUUUGUUAAAGACUGAUAGGUAUUAAAUAUUUUGGUGAAAUCUGACUCUCAGGGAGUCUCACAAUUAGUAUAGGGACCCCCCCACCCCCCGCUGUUGUCUGGCAUAUUGUAUCUCCAGAGAGGCCACAUCAGAGCCCCCUGACCAGUGUUCAAGAUUACCUUUCAUUUCAAAAGGAACCUGAGAGACCUUGGCUCUGGAGGGGAGUCUGACCCCAGGUUCCAGGCAGACCCAGCAAGUGUUGCCUUGAUCUGCUCCUUUACUCUUCUCUCUGCACCUUCACCCCUACCCCACAUUUAGGCUUCUGCUCUGGUGGGUUCGUGUUACAGAGUGAAAGUAAAGGCCUGUGCCACCUUCGGUACCACAGGUUCAUUGCAAGUUCCCAGUUUAUAUCCUGUCCGUUUGUGUCCCUUAGCUACGAUGCUUUCCAGCUGGCUCCUGAAAAUCACUGCAGUACCACCUGCACUGCUGCUGUUCCUGUGAUUGUUUUUUAAUGAAUAAAUAUUGUCACCUUUCAUUUUAAAAGUAAAUAGUACCCCUGAAGGCAUCUUAAAACCGAAGAGUUUAGCUUAACUAGUGAAAAAAAAGGUCUGCUUUGAGCAUUAUGCUCUUUUAAGAACUAUGUGGGAUCAAAUUGACAACAGCAACUUGAAAGAUCAGAUAGGAACCUUAGGGGACAGU